CCGCAGUUACCUUGCUGGAUUCCAGAUCAGUUCAGGGAGAGCUGGGGUGGAUAGCAAGUCCCCUGGAAGGAGGGUGGGAGGAAGUAAGCAUUAUGGAUGAGAAGAACACUCCGAUCCGCACCUAUCAAGUCUGCAAUGUGAUGGAGCCCAGUCAGAAUAAUUGGUUACGAACUGAUUGGGUUCCUCGUGAGGGGGCUCAAAGGGUAUAUAUUGAAAUCAAGUUCACACUAAGAGACUGCAACAGCCUGCCAGGUGUCAUGGGAACUUGCAAAGAGACAUUCAACCUUUAUUACUAUGAAUCAAACAAUGAUAAGGAGCGUUUCAUUCGAGAGAGCCAGUUUGCCAAGAUCGACACCAUUGCUGCUGAUGAGAGCUUCACCCAAGUGGACAUUGGUGACAGGAUCAUGAAGCUGAAUACAGAGAUACGGGAUGUCGGACCACUCAGCAAGAAAGGGUUUUACUUGGCUUUUCAGGACGUUGGUGCCUGCAUCGCUUUAGUGUCUGUUCGUGUCUUCUAUAAGAAGUGCCCAUUGACAGUUCGAAACCUGGCGCAGUUUCCAGACACCAUUACUGGGGCUGAUACAUCCUCUCUGGUGGAGGUUCGUGGCUCCUGUGUCAACAACUCUGAAGAGAAGGAUGUGCCAAAAAUGUACUGUGGGGCAGAUGGCGAAUGGCUGGUACCCAUUGGCAACUGUCUGUGCAACGCUGGCUAUGAAGAAAGUAACGGUGAAUGCCAAGCUUGCAAAAUCGGAUACUACAAGGCUCUCUCGACAGAUGUUGCUUGUGCCAAAUGCCCGCCUCACAGCUACUCCAUCUGGGAAGGCUCUACCUCCUGCACCUGCGACCGGGGCUUUUUCCGAGCUGAAAAUGAUGCUGCCUCCAUGCCCUGCACUCGGCCUCCGUCUGCUCCCCAGAACCUCAUUUCCAAUGUCAAUGAGACAUCAGUGAACUUGGAGUGGAGCCCCCCUCAGAACAAAGGUGGUCGGGAAGAUGUCUCCUACAAUGUGGUGUGCAAGAGGUGCGGUGCCGGUGACCUCAGCCGCUGCCGGUCCUGUGGCAGCGGUGUGCACUUCAGUCCCCAGCAGAAUGGCUUGAAAACCACCAAAGUCUCCAUUACUGACCUCCUGGCUCACACUAACUACACCUUUGAAGUCUGGGCAGUGAAUGGAGUGUCCAAGCAAAAUCCCAGCCAGGACCAAGCUGUGUCAGUCACUGUGACAACUAACCAAGCAGCUCCAUCACCAAUUGCUCUGAUCCAGGCUAAAGAGAUAACACGGCACAGUGUUGCCUUGGCUUGGCUGGAACCUGACAGGCCAAAUGGAGUCAUCCUGGAGUAUGAAGUCAAAUACUAUGAAAAGGACCAAAACGAGCGCAGCUAUCGCAUUGUGAAGACAGCCUCCAGGAAUACUGACAUCAAAGGCUUGAACCCUCUGACUUCAUAUGUAUUUCAUGUGCGGGCCAGGACGGCAGCAGGAUAUGGAGACUUCAGUGGACCAUUUGAGUUCACAACCAACACAGUUCCUUCCCCCAUCAUUGGCGAUGGUACCAAUCCCACAGUGCUGCUUGUUUCAGUGGCUGGCAGUGUUGUUCUUGUGGUCAUUCUCAUUGCAGCCUUUGUCAUCAGCAGGAGGCGCAGUAAGUACAGUAAGGCCAAGCAAGAGGCAGAUGAGGAGAAACAUUUGAACCAAGGUGUUAGAACAUAUGUGGAUCCUUUUACAUAUGAGGAUCCAAACCAAGCUGUGAGGGAAUUUGCCAAAGAAAUUGAUGCCUCCUGUAUAAAGAUUGAAAAAGUUAUUGGUGUGGGGGAAUUUGGUGAAGUAUGCAGUGGACGUCUCAAAGUACCAGGAAAAAGAGAGAUCUGUGUUGCUAUCAAGACUCUAAAAGCUGGUUACACUGAUAAACAAAGGAGAGACUUCCUGAGUGAAGCCAGUAUCAUGGGACAAUUUGACCACCCCAAUAUCAUCCACUUGGAAGGUGUAGUUACUAAAUGUAAACCGGUAAUGAUCAUAACUGAGUACAUGGAGAAUGGCUCCUUGGAUGCUUUCCUCAGGAAGAAUGAUGGCAGAUUUACAGUCAUCCAGUUGGUGGGGAUGCUUCGUGGCAUUGGCUCAGGAAUGAAGUAUCUGUCUGAUAUGAGCUAUGUGCAUCGGGAUCUAGCUGCUCGAAACAUACUAGUCAACAGCAACCUGGUCUGCAAAGUGUCUGACUUCGGCAUGUCCCGGGUCCUGGAAGACGACCCUGAAGCAGCUUAUACCACACGGGGUGGCAAGAUCCCCAUCAGGUGGACUGCACCAGAGGCAAUUGCCUACCGUAAAUUUACAUCAGCUAGUGAUGUGUGGAGCUACGGCAUCGUCAUGUGGGAAGUGAUGUCCUACGGAGAAAGACCUUACUGGGAUAUGUCCAAUCAAGAUGUUAUUAAAGCCAUUGAAGAAGGAUAUCGGCUGCCACCCCCAAUGGACUGCCCCAUUGCUCUCCAUCAGCUGAUGUUAGACUGCUGGCAGAAGGAACGCAGCGACAGGCCUAAAUUUGGACAGAUUGUCAACAUGCUGGACAAACUCAUCCGCAACCCCAACAGCCUGAAGAGGACAGGCAGUGAGAGCUCCAGACCUAGCACAGCCCUGCUGGAUCCCAGCUCCCCUGAGUUCUCGGCGGUUGUUUCUGUCAGUGACUGGCUCCAAGCCAUUAAAAUGGAGCGAUACAAGGAUAACUUCACAGCUGCUGGCUAUACCACCCUAGAGGCUGUGGUGCAUAUGAACCAGGAUGACCUGGCAAGGAUUGGGAUCACUGCCAUCACGCACCAGAACAAGAUACUGAGCAGCGUUCAAGCAAUGCGCACCCAAAUGCAACAGAUGCACGGCAGGAUGGUCCCCGUCUGAGCCAGUACUGAAUAAACUCAAAACUCUUGAAAUUAGUUUACCUCAUCCAUGCACUUUAAUUGAAGAACUGCACUUUUUUUACUUCGUCUCCUCGCCCGUCGAAAUAAAGAUCUGCAGUAUUGCUUGAUGUACAGAUUGCGGAAACCGAGCGUGUGUGUUGGGAGGGGAGCCUCCAGAAAUGACAAGCCGUCAUUUUAAACCAGACCUGGAACAAAUUGUUUCUUGGAACAUACUUCUCUGUUGAUCAACGAUAUGUAAAAUACAUGUAUCUAUAUAAAUAUAAAGUCACAUUCAAGUUUUGAUGCUAUGUUUGCUGCCAGAUACUGUGCUUAAAAAACAAAAACAAAAUUACUUUCCUUCUCCCUGUGACCCAUAGGAUUACAACCAUAGUGUUUUAUUUGUGGGUGAAACCACCGUUGUGCAUCUUUCACUGGAAUGAAGAAUCUGCCCUAGGAUAUUUUUUGCAGACUUGAUGCAUCAGUAAUACCUUGCAGAAACCUCAGUGAGAGUAUCAUUGGGCUAAUCAGUGCCUGCCGAUUAGUGAUCUACUCAUUUAUGGGCUUGAGACAUGAAAUGACCCAACUCGUGGAUUACUGGGCAAAACUGGACUUUUGGGGAGUUUAUUGGCUGUUGUUGUGUCGUGCUGAAGCCUACCACUUAGAGACAUUUUGUGAACAUCUUGCCAGUAGUCAGCUGUGACAAUCGUGGCUGUGGAGCUUUCAGACUUUUUUUUUCUCUUUCAAGAAGCAAUUCCCUUUGCCACAUGAAAGA
Messenger RNA from Nestor notabilis (Kea), 3647 nucleotides. It is a transcript of the gene EPHA4, whose product is annotated as EPH receptor A4. Lineage: Eukaryota; Metazoa; Chordata; Aves; Psittaciformes; Psittacidae. The record is from RefSeq and is a predicted model, not a curated record. Gene Ontology annotation, molecular function: ATP binding; protein binding; transmembrane-ephrin receptor activity. Gene Ontology annotation, cellular component: plasma membrane; neuron projection. The transcript is spliced from 16 exons. The coding region runs from base 93 to 2876 and encodes 927 amino acids. Gene Ontology annotation, biological process: cell surface receptor protein tyrosine kinase signaling pathway; protein phosphorylation; axon guidance.